GGUGACAGUGACACCAUAUUCAUCUCAAAUUUUCUGUUUAGAAAUGGAGAGACAGCAUUGAUUCAGACUACAGGCGAUCAUUUCCCCAAGCAGCUUCGGUGUAUACCCGCCGUGCUGCAGUAAUUGAACAGAUUUCCGGCAUCGAGACAGGAUUGGUAGCCGGGGAUUUCUGUGGACGAGAGAGAAGACAAAAUGCCUUUGCAGCAGUCAUCGUCGCUGUUAUUGGCAGAAAUUGACGAAACCCUAACGCUAAUCCCGGGUCUCCCUGACGAUAUCGGUGUCCAUAUCCUCUCCCUACUGCCUUACUCCCAUCACUGCCGCCUCAAACCCACCUGUAAAUCGUGGAAUCUAUUUCUGUCCUCUAAAACCCUGUUAUCCCUCCGCCGUGUCCAACGCCGCCUCUCUCACCUCCUAUGCAUCUUCCCGGCGGACCCGCACAUCUGCUCUCCGUUUCUGUUUGACCCGGAAAACUUGGCCUGGCGUUCCCUUCCGCCGAUGCCCUGUAAUCCUUAUGAGUAUGGCCUCUGCAACUUCACUUCCUUAUCGGUUGGUCCUCACCUCUAUGUCCUUGGUGGUUCCCUCUUCGACACUCGUUCUUUCCCACUGGAUCGUCCCUCCCCUACGUCCUCUGCUUUCAGGUACAAUUUCCUCACCUGCCAGUGGGAUCGUCUUGCACCUAUGCUGUCCCCACGCGGCAGCUUCGCUUGCGCGGCACUCCCUGGUACUGAUAAGAUCGUCGUAGCUGGAGGUGGGUCGCGGCACACCAUGUUUAGAGCUGCAGGAAGUAGGAUAUGUUCCGUUGAAAAGUACGAUGUGGAGAGGAAUGAGUGGGUGGCCAUGAAUGAAUUGCCGAGGUUCAGAGCAGGCUGUGUCGGGUUCACUGCAAAGGGGGUUACGGAGGAGGAGUUUUGGGUCAUGGGAGGCUAUGGAGAGUCAAGGACGGUAUCUGGGGUGUUCCCUAUGGAUGAGUAUUGCAGGGAUGCGGUUGUGAUGGACCUAAAGGAGGAUGGUAGGGGAAAUUGGAGGGAGAUAGGGGAUAUGUGGGAAGAAGGGGAAAGGCCUAGACUUGGGAAGAUUGUGGUUAUGGAGGAUGAGGAAGGUGGCAGGCCCUCUGUUUUCAUGCUUGAUGACAAAGAUAUUCUCAGAUAUGACAUGGCUACAAACCGUUGGCGAAAGGAGUCCAGUGUACCAAGAAAGGCUCCCUGCAGGAGUUCAUUUGGUUUUGUUGUUCUGAAUGAGGAAUUACACGUAAUGACUCUUCUAAGUGGAGUAGAUUCAACAGAAACGCAACGGUCUCGACAGCAGAAAAGGAUCGGAUCACUGUUCAGCCAAAUCUACCAUCCCAGGAAGAAGACCUGGAGAUGCCUGAACACGAGGCUACCAUUGCUUGAGCCAUUGGAUUUGAGUACUACCACUAUGUGCACCAUUCGAUUAUAGACAACUAUCGUCUCCUGCUUAAUACCAUUAAAUCUGCCUCUAUGAUUCUUAAAAUCGUCUGCAAUGCUGUCUAUGUUGACCCUUCGUAACAUAUAUAUUGAUUCUUCCCCAUAGAAGUUAAUGAACAGAUGACUUCAAUUAUCUAGACGAUGUAAAUGUUAUAAGAAUAUGUACCUAUUUAUAUUAAAAAUUUUCAGAUAAU
Molecule: messenger RNA, 1639 nt
Organism: Rubroshorea leprosula
Lineage: Eukaryota; Viridiplantae; Streptophyta; Magnoliopsida; Malvales; Dipterocarpaceae
Source: the annotation of a GenBank genome assembly